This is a messenger RNA of Symphalangus syndactylus (siamang), 8495 nucleotides long. It is a transcript of the gene DCAF16, whose product is annotated as DDB1 and CUL4 associated factor 16. Gene Ontology annotation, cellular component: Cul4-RING E3 ubiquitin ligase complex. The record is from RefSeq and is a predicted model, not a curated record. NCBI's taxonomy places the organism in Eukaryota, Metazoa, Chordata, Mammalia, Primates, Hylobatidae.
CUCGACCGGAAGUAGCGUCGGCGCGGGAGCUGAGCGGAGUGGCCUUACCACCGGAGGGGAAGGGUUGCUGGCGUUAGGCCUAGCUGAGUCGUGCGGCUGAGCGUGAGGCUAGAAAGAAAAAGCGAUCCUCCAAGGGUGAGAACGGGAGAUCUGCCGAGGAUAACAACCUCCCUUGUGGCCGAAGGGCGGGGAAUCCCCACACAAGGGCUCCGUUUCGAGAGACUGCGACAAAGGAAAGUUCGUAGCGCGUUCCGGAGGCCCGGCCACCUCUGAGAAGGGAGACGCUGCUGGGUCCGCUGAGCGGGGCGACCCGAGGUUAAUUUGUAACCCAGCCAGAGAACCUAGGAGGAUGGAGAGAAGCCGUUUUUCCCUCUCCUACACCUCAGUAACCUACUGCCAGCUGAAGAAAUAGAACAUUACUAAAGCCACCUGUACAUGUUUCUCCUUUUGAAUUACCUGCCCUCUAAAGAAGCAAUGGAUUUUCUGAAUUUACUGUUAACUUUUACCAUGCAGAUUUUUAUAUAUUAAUGACAUAUUUUAAUAUAUUAAUGACAUGAAUAAAUCCCUGAAUGAGGAUAUUGUACUAUUUUGCAUGUUUUAACCAUUAAAUGAAUAAUUACAUGUGCAUCUGGCUUUUUUCAAUCAAUAUUGCUGUGGUUCAUAUUGAUAUGUUAAUAAUAGUAACUUGCACUUAAUUAACCUUUAUUAUGUGCCAGACACCAUUCUAAGCACUUUACUUCGUUUACUGCUUACAAACCCUGUAGGAUAACUUUGAUCUUCUUUUAUACGGCACAGACAGGUUGCUAUAGUACUCCAUUGUAUUAAUAUGCCAUACCUUAUCCAUUCUCCUGCUUAAUUCCUCAAACUUUGUAGAUAUUCAACUGCUAGUUAAGAUAAGAAUGUGGUAACAUUUGUGUUGCCCAUAAUUUUGCUUUGUGACGUUCCUAAUAUUUGUUUUUAUUUUUAUUUUGAGACAGAGUCUUGCUCUGUCGCCCAGGCUGGAGUGCAAUGGCGCAAUCUCGGCUCACUGCAACCUCUGCCUCCCGGGUUCAAGCGAUUCUCCCGCCUCAGUCUCCCAAGUAGCUAGCUGGGUUACAGGCAUGCACCACCACGCCUGGCUAAUCUUUUGUAUUUUUAAUAGAGACGGGGUUUCACCAUGUUGGCCGGGCUGGUCUUGAACUCCUGACCUCAGGCGAUCCACCCGCCUUUUCCUCCCAAAGUGUUGGGAUUACAGGCGUGAGCCACCGCGCCUGGCUAGUAUUUCUUUACUGUAUUCUAUUUGGCUGUCUCACCAACAGAGACAUCACACCAUUUUGUCAGUUACACAAGAAUGAGACAUCUGGCCGCCAGAGGUCAGCCUAACUAUAUUUUGGUUAGGUUUUUUUUUUUUUUUUUAAUUGUUAAAGCUAUGGGGGUAGGGGUUCAGUAUUUUUUGAUAUUAUAAUCUGAAAAUAUUUUUAAAAGGUGCUAGAUUAAAUUUAAACAACAUAGUAUACUGCCUUAAAGCUUACAUUUUUCCUGACUUUUGUACUGUGAAACAGAACAAAAACAAUUAUGGGAAAGUAAGAGCCUUUUUAAAAAUUUUCUGAGUAACAUAAUAACUGAAGUAUAGCCAAUUAGUAAUCUCACAGGUGCAAUCUGGUUGAAGUGAAAAUAGUAAAAAUAUUAGAGGACAGCACAAUUAAAAGCCAACAGCUUCUCCUGUCUCAGUUUAUAAAGACUUAAUGGGUCCACGACAAAGAAUGAAUGCUCUUUUUCAGAUUGAACAAGGUAAUAGUACUAUAAACUAAACUUAGAAGUAUUACAUUGUUUCUUCUUAAAGAUAAAGUUAUAAGCAGUUUCCUUUAUAUUGCUGUAGUAGCGUCAUAUAUGUUGAUCCUGCCUUAAAAAAUUAUCUCAUUUGUCUUUGUCUAACAUUACCAAAUCACCAAGAUAUAACUUGGAACUGUUCUCUCCCUGGAGUAAAAUAGAACAUGCUUGUGGUAGUUACUUACUGCAGGCCUUUGCCAUUCUCUGAUUCUUUCAGAUACAUUUACUGAGCCACUCAUAUGCCAGACACUGUGCUAGGAGUGUGUGAAAGCCAGAGAAAUACUCAUUAGAGGAAAAUUGCUGACCUGAAGCCAUACCAUAUGACCUUAUUAGUACAACUCAGUGUAUUUGAUAAUGAAAAUGUUCACUGACUUUGAUUUUGGAAAUCCCCCCUACAGAGUAGCAUAAACCAGACAUUGAUACUGUUUCUUUUCUCAUUUAAAGCUACGCCUUUAAAGGCCACACAUGUUGCUGUAUAUACUUGGAAUGUAUUUCCACCACAUUUUACUAGUCUGCUUCUCCAGCGAUAGGAACCUAGAAUGCUUCUAAUUCCUGUCAUCACAGAUGUAGCUUCAGGGUAUAUCUUCAUACAUGUUGUUCUUACGGGAAUUUCUUUGCUAUCUAUGCCCAAAAGUAGGAUUGCUAGAUCAUGAGAUGUGCAAAUAGUUUGCCUAAGUAGUGCUGCCAGACUGUUCUUCGGAACAGUUACUCCACUCUGCAAUCCCACCAGCAGUGCCAGUUCCAAAAAAGAACUCACUGACAUUUGGCGUUACCCAGCUUUCUUAUUCUGCCAAACUGAUAGCAUAAUGUGAUCAUAUUGUUCAUGCCUUGGGAUUUUCUCUUCUAUAAUUUGGGUAUCUUUGUCCUUUGCUCAUUUCUUUAAUGAAGUUGCUAUCUUUCUUAAAACUUGAUUUAACUUUGUCCAUGGUAUCUUUAGUUCAGUCCAGAAAUGAUUAAUCGUGAUGUGAUUAAAUUCAUUUUUUGGUCUGGUGCUUUAUGCUUUUUUGUUUAAGAAGUCUUUCCCUGGCCUCAUUUCACAAAGAUACUCUGUAUUAUAUUUAACUAACUAUAUAGUUUUACCAUCCCCAUUAGCUCUUUAAUCCAUCAUGAAUCUUCCCUUAUACAUGUCAUUAUAUGUAUAUGUAUUAUAUGGUUUUACUUUUUUUCAUAUAAUGAGCCAGUUGUACCAAUAAUAAGUACUAAACAUAUCCAUUCACCCUUAGUUUAUGUGCCAGCCUUAUUUUAUAUUACAUUCCCAAAUUAUAUAUAGCUCUGUUUUUAAGCUCUGUUCUGCUCUAUUGGACUAUUGUCUGUUCUUAGUGCUAAUCCUACCCUAUUUUAAUUUCUGUGACUUUAGUCAUAGGACAUACCUUGAAGAAUAGGAACUCCCUUACUCUUCUGUUUAAACAGUUCAUUUGGCUAUAUGUGGAAUUUUAUUCUUUCUGUAUAAGCUUUAAGGUUUGUUUAUAGAGUUCCUUAAAAAUUUGAUUGGAAUUGUAUAAAUAGGGAGAAAGUUGAUAUCUUUAUGAUAUUUGUUCCAUCCAAGAGCAUGGAAUGUCUGUAUUUUAAAUUAUCAUCUAUAUUGUUUAUUAGGUCUUGUAUAUUAAUGAUUAGUUCUUAGGUUCUUUAUAGGAUUAGGUUUUUGUUGUUUGUUUUUCCUUCUGUGAAAUGUCUUUAUAUAUGGUCUAGUUAGUAUUGCUGGUAUAAAAGUUAACAGUGCCUGAGUUGAAACACUGGCCCUGUGACUUACUAGAUGAAUGGCUUUGGUCACGUAACUUAAUCCACAGGUAAGAUGGGGACAAUAAAAGUACCAACUUUUAGGGUUAUUAGAAGAAUUUUAAAAUAGUUAACAUUUGUGCAGUUACUAGAGUAGUACAUGGCAAAUAGUGUUAUAUAAGUAAUUAAAUUAAUGAAUAUUCAUAGGUUAAUGUCAGAUCAGGAACCUUGUUGAACUCUAAGAGUUUGUAUGGUUUUUUUAAAUUGGAUGAUAUCAUCUGUAAGCUAAUAGUUUUAUCUCUUCCAAUUCUUAACGUAUCUUUUUUCAAAAAGAGAAAAACGUUGAUUAGGACUUUCAGUACUGUGUCAGACAGUAUCAGUCUCAGUCAACAUGGCCAUCUUUAGCUAAUUUCACUUUGUUUUUUGUUGUUGUAGAGAAGAGUCUCAUUCUGUCACCCAGACUAGAGUACAGCGGUAUGAUCAUAGCUCACCAUGCAGCCUCCAACUCCUGGGCUCAAGCAAUCCUCCUGCCUCUGCCUCCCAAGUAGCUAGAACUAAAGGCACACACCACCAUGCCUGGCUAAAUUUUUUAAAAUUUUUUGUAGAGACAAGGUCUUGCUAUAUUGCCCAGGCUGGUCUUGAACUCCUGACCUCAAGUGAUCCUCCACCCUUGGCCUCCCAAAAUGCUGGGAUUACAAGCAUGAGCCACUGCCCUGCCCCUGACUUCACUUUUAAAGGAAAUGUAUCUCAUCUUAUUCAGGAUAAUGUUUGCUUAAAACUUUUGGUAGAUAACCUUUACCAAGUUGAGAAAGUUACAUUCUUUUUCUAGUUUGGUAAAAAUGUUUUGUUUUGUCUUUUAAAGCAUAAAUACAUGUUGGUCAGGAACUAACAAAGGUCAUCCACAUUCAAUAAAAUUAUCUUUUUUUCCUUUAGUUCUGGCAACUUACACAUUUUUUUUUUUUAAUUUGAGCUAUUCUUACUUUCCUGGGAUAGGCCAUAUUUGAUAACAUUAUUUUUAAUGUACUAUUGGAUUCUGUUAAGUGAUAUUUAGGAUUUUGCAAGUGAAGUGAGCCUGUACUUUUCUUGUUUGGUUCAUCUCUAAGUUUGGAAUUUAUUUUUAUUAUCUUUAUAAAAGGAGCUGGUCAGUUUUCAUGCUUUUUUCUUUUUUGUGGAACAGCUUAUAUAGAAGUGGUUAUAGGAUCACAACUUCUGAGGUCCCAGCAAGAGUCCUAACAUCUAGCAGCUCUACCACCAGGACAGGCCCCCUAAAACUAAUUCCAGCAAGCACCUCUGAAGUCUUCUCAUUCACAGGUUAAGGCUACCUUUCCAGAUAGUCCAACAGCUAAAUCACCAGUUUCCAAGGGCAUUUGCAUCACCUAUGGAAAGCAUCGGAUCCUUACACACCAGAUGUUCUUGACAGCUCAUCCCAUCAUUCCCCGCUGCACAAAAGUUGCUAUACCAGCGGACGACCAAGACAACUACUGAGCUGCUUUUCAUUGUCAAGUAGAUAUAAUAUCACUGCCAGCAAAACAGCACAAAAAGUGUCUCUUCACAGUAGCACUACCAAUUGGGACUAUGCUAAGUAAAUCAGCUUGCCUAGAUGAGGACCCCUUCUAUUCUUGGGUAGCCAGGAUUUGAAGGAGAUACUCUGACCUGUGCCACUGGUAAGUGACUAAUACUUUUACACACUGAACUGGUCCUGGAAACUGAGAUGUCUUCUUUGUAAGUGAAGAAUAUACAACAUAAUCUUGAAGAACGGCACAGUGGUGUGGGCCGCAAGCAUACUUUAUGUGUGUAACGGACUGAAAGACAAAUUAAUCUUGGCAAAAGGAUUUUUCAUCUCAUUUCUAUUUGCCAGUGUUAGUCAGUGUUCUGCUGGCUUAGAUUAUUACCUUUUUCUGGUUCCUUACUCUGUUUUAUUCUGAUGGGUCCUAGAAAUCCCUCUCCUGACCACUUGUCAGAAUCAGAAAGUGAGGAAGAAGAAAACAUUAGCUACCUAAAUGCGAGUUCUGGGGAAGAGUGGGAUUCCUCUGAAGAAGAGGACUCUAUGGUACCCAACUUAUCGCCUCUUGAGAGUCUUGCCUGGCAGGUUAAGUGCCUUUUGAAAUAUUCCACAACUUGGAAACCUUUAAAUCCUAAUUCCUGGUUGUAUCAUGCUAAACUCUUGGAUCCAAGCACACCAGUCCAUAUACUUCGAGAGAUAGGUCUAAGACUCUCCCAUUGUUCCCAUUGUGUCCCCAAACUGGAACCAAUUCCUGAAUGGCCCCCUCUGGCCUCUUGUGGAGUCCCACCUUUUCAAAAGCCUCUUACAAGUCCCAGCCGGCUCUCUAGAGAUCAUGCCACUCUAAAUGGAGCACUGCAAUUUGCCACCAAACAGCUAAGCCGAACAUUGAGUAGAGCCACUCCCAUACCUGAAUACCUAAAACAGAUCCCUAAUUCAUGUGUUUCUGGGUGUUGCUGUGGCUGGCUGACUAAAACAGUUAAGGAAACAACUCGUACUGAACCCAUCAACACUACUUAUUCUUACACUGACUUCCAAAAGGCAGUUAACAAACUCCUAACUGCAUCACUGUAAAGAUCUACCAUUUGCUCUGAUAUCUCUGAUGUUGCUAAUUGAGAAAGGGGUACAAAAUUAGUCAUUACACAACCCACUAAUGCCUUCUCAGUCAAACUCUCUUAUGCCCUGGCAAGCCAAUGAGGCUACCCUUUGACAAACCCUGUGGAUAAAAUGAUAAUAUCAAGGCCAGGCAUGGUGGCUCACCCCUGUAAUCCCACCACUUUGGGAGGCUGAGGUAGAUGCAUCUCCUGAGGUCAGAAGUUUGAGACCAGCCUUGCCAACAGUGAAACCCCGUCUCUACUAAAAAUAAAAAAAAUUAGCAGGGUGCAGCAGUGCACACCUGUAAUCCCAGCUACUCGGGAGGCUGAAACAGGAGAAUCACUUGAACCCAGCAGGCAGAGGUUGCGGGGAAUCAAGAUUGUGCCACUGUACUCCAGCCUGGGUGACAGAGCGAGACUCAGUCUUAAAAAAAAAAAAAUGGAGAAUUAGUUAAGGGGACCAUAUUACAAAAGAUAGUUGAAUAUUCUUCACACUCACUUCUCACCCUCCCCACCCCAAUUUACUCUGCCUUUCUGAAUGGCUUUAAUGAGAUACCUGGUUAUUAAUGAAGAAAAGUAGACCACCACCCCUUUUGUGAUCCAGCCAUUGUUGAAAGCGAGAAGUUAGCUACCCACAAUAAUACCUUUCUGAGCAUACUAUUCUCUAACAUGCAUUUCUAUGGAGGUGGUUGAAUUAAAUUGAGUAACUACACAAAGGAAAAUGGCAGGGAUAUGAAUUUCCUUCCCAGCUUUUGUAUAGAUGUGCCUGCAUAUGACACUCUUCAGGGUUCCUUUUAUUUUUUUCUGUUUUUUGGGGGGGGGUGGGGGCAGGGAGGAGUGCAAUUUUAAGCCUAGCCUAUACUACAACAAACUUAUUAUGGUACUUAAAAUUACAGCAUGAACGUUCUAUAUCAAAGUCUCCUGCCAGGCUGUCUCUGGCUAAAUCAGCCUAUAAGAUCAUCCCUUGGGAUUAAACAAACACCUGUUCUGUAGGGAAUGUUUCCUGAAUCUUGGUACUCGGGCUUUUGUCAAGAGUAAAUAAAACAUGUUUCAAAAGAAGAAUGGAAAAAUGAUUAAGAGGGCAUUUCUGCUUUCAGUAUUAACUGCUAAUGGAUUAAAAUUUUAAUCUGUAUAGCAUUUCCUGGAGUAAAAGUUCAAGUACUUUCCACAUCCAUUGCAAACUUUUCAGGAACCCUUCUAAUUUUAAAGAAACUUCUUAUUAGAAAAUCUCAGCCUAAUACAAUCUGAAGUUAAGAGUUUUAGCAGCAUUGUUUUUCUAAGUAGAUUUAGCUAUAAAUUUUCUUCUGACCAAACAAGGAAGAGUAUAUGCCCUUGUAAAUGAGUCUUGUUUAUUUAAAUGAGUCAAAACAUAGAAAUCAGUAUACGUAAAAUAAAAUGCAUGAGACUAUUAAAUCUUUUCAUAUACUCUACAAAUAAAAUUAAAUCUGUGUGUGGUCCUGGUUGACUGGGCAUCUAAAGGGAAUCAGAAAAGAGAUUGUGAAAAGUAUAUAUAUAUAUAUAUCCUCUUCAUUAUUUUAGUUUUGCUUUUUCCUAUUUUCCAUAAUUAAGUGCUGUUUACAAAGUGGCAUCAAAAAAUUGAAGCAGGCCAGGCACGGUGGCUCACGCCUGUAAUCCCAAGAGUUUGGGAGGCUGAGGCAGGUGGAUCACUUGAGAUCAGGAGUUCGUGACCAGCCUGGCCAACAUGGUGAAAGCCCGUCUCUACUAAAAAUACAAAAAUUAGCCGGGCGUGGUGGCAUGCGCCUGUAAUUGCAGCUACUUGGGAGGCUGAGACAGGAGAAUUGCUUGAACCUGGGAGGUGGAGAUUGCAGUGAGCCGAGAUCACGCCACUGCACUCCAGCCUGGGCAAGAGCGAGACACCGUCUCAAAAAAAAGGCAGUUAGAAAUCACAAAUUGUGUAAAUAUAUAGCAACUUUAAGAAGAGAAAAGAAUGCUUAUAACCUAGUGAAUAUUUCUGCUGAGCCUUAGUUGUCUUGUCUAAAGGAAAAAAAGAGGGAAUUGUAGAAUAAAAGUAUUUGUUAGUGGAACUUACUGACCUGAAACCGUAUCAUAUUGUUAGUGUAACUGAAUGUAUCAGAAAUUGUUCCUAUGUAGAUAUUCUGUGAAACUGGUUUCUAAAAUGUUACAGGAAACUGUUUGCUUUUUUUCUUUGUUUGUUUAAGUGGAGGUGGGAGGAGUAGGGAAGAGGUCUGCAUAUUAAAAUAUGUUGAUGUUUAUGUGUUUAUAAUAUGUUCCUUUUUCUCUCUGUGUGUGUAUAAAAGUGCCUUGCUCAUGAAUGCAUUUUUGCUAUUCACUUCGAAAGGAAGCCUUUCCCCAGCUUGGCAGCUGAAUAAACCAGUAGCUUUGUACAUAUUGAA